Phymastichus coffea is the source of this 2518-nucleotide messenger RNA. Its product is annotated as lipase 3-like. Lineage: Eukaryota; Metazoa; Arthropoda; Insecta; Hymenoptera; Eulophidae. The record is from RefSeq and is a predicted model, not a curated record. Gene Ontology annotation, biological process: lipid metabolic process. The transcript is spliced from 8 exons. The coding region runs from base 1 to 1284 and encodes 427 amino acids. Gene Ontology annotation, molecular function: hydrolase activity, acting on ester bonds.
AUGAUCAAAGUCACGUUCACGAUUGUUUUGCUAUUGUGCCUAAGGCAAACAGCUGCAACGUUUCUGGAUUUUUUACCGAUGAGUGUUUUACGCGAGAGAAGUCGCUCGAAUCCGAGGAGUUUGAAUGGAUAUUUACCACUUCCUGAUUUUCUUAGUUUGGUGAGACGACACGGCUAUCCGGCAGAAGAGUAUGAAGUACUGACGGAUGAUGGCUACAAAUUGAAAGCUCAUCGUAUCCCAGGUAGUCCAACGCAACCAAAAGCCCCAGGUAAACCUGUAGUUUAUAUUCAACAUGGCAUUCUCGCUUCUUCCGAUAUGUUCGUCAUAGGUGGACCGGAGAAAGACUUAGCAUUUCUACUGGCCGACGCCGGUUACGAUGUCUGGUUGGGCAAUGGUCGAGGCAACACAUACUCCAGAUCCCACGUUCGUCUAUCACCUGAAACUCCAAUUUUUUGGGAAUUCAGCUUCGAGGAAAUCGCUUUGCGCGACGUCAGCAAAACCAUCGACUUUAUUCUGUACGAAACCAAGCAGAAGAGCGUAAUCUAUGUAGCGCACUCGAUGGGCACGACUGUCGGUCUGAUACUGUUAUCGUCGAAGCCAGAAUACAAUCAAAAGAUUCGGCUUGUCGUCAAUCUUGCGCCUAUCGGUUACUGGAAGAAACCCAGGAAUCUCAUGAGAUACUUCAUGUUCAAUGGGCAAUACGUCAGGGCUUUACUGAUAGCUCUUGGUAUGAGCGAAGUGUUACCACAGAUGCUUAUCACCGCCAGAGUGACCAACAGCAGCUGUCGCGACGGCACCUUACUGCAGGCUAUCUGCAAGACCAUCACUCACUUCAUAAGUGGCAACAAUGCUGAUCUUUUGGAUGUUGUAAGAUACGUUUUAUUUUGCAGCUCGUUAUACGAUCUCCUAACCGAUGGACUUGCUUAUUUUCCCGCAGGAGUGUCCACACGAACUUUAUCUCAUUUUUACCAAAAUAUCGUCGCAGGCAAAUUGCAAAAAUACGACAAAGGUUACAUUCAAAAUUUACUUCAUUAUGGGCAGCCGUCGCCUCCAGAAUAUAACUUGAAAAAUAUUGACGUACCUGUCUACCUGAUAUAUGGAAAGGCUGACGCUGUCGCACCACCAGAGGACUCAUUCGACUUGGUGACAAGACUGAAUAAUGCACACGUCGAGAGUGUGCCGCAUGAUAAUUUUACUCACCUCGACUUCGUGUGGGGUAGGAAUAUCAAAACUCUGCUUCACGAUCGUGUCAUGGAAAUAAUCGAAUCUGCCAGAUACGCAUAAAUAACUCUUAUCGCCCAAGCUCGCCCAUCGCUUUUUCCAUUGGUUUUCGUAAAAAAAGAAAACUUUGUUGGGCGGUUGAGUUUGCGCGCGCGGCGGUGUAUCGCGGUACACGUGUAAAUCCGCAAACAAUAGCAUUAAAACCACAUAUCGGCGCGAUGGAAUUCCAUUGAGCUGAAAUCGCAUUAGCCAAGCUUCAUUGACGAGGAAUUAGCGAAUUAGCCGGAAAGCUUCUGCGAAUUUUCGCGCGUGCUCGUUUCGGAUUGGACUUGGUGACUUUGCAAUGCCAAAUUCGGCACGCAUAGAAUCAUACGAGCAUUUCCAUGGGCAUUAAAAAGUGGCAUAACACUUUUACGGAAUGUUCAAACUGCGAGCUUACUCGCAUUUUUUUCAUAAUUUAAUGAAAGAUAUAAGUAGCUAAAGUUAACUUGGUAUGAAAUUUGAGUUCUGAAGGUCGAAGCAGGUCGAAAAAUAAAUUUCGAUGGAUGCAUCAAUUCUUGCGGAGCUUUGAAAAUAUACGAGUUGCCCUUGAAAGUCAACACAGCGUUAAAUUUAAUCGAAACCGAGUGACACUUGAAAUGCAUCUAAACCGCGGUGCUCGGGCGGAAAAACAACUCGCAAUUACUAGCUGGAGCUACGGCUAUACCAUAAUACACACGCAGCAGGCCGUACGGCUGAGCAUGGGCGGCCAAUUACCAAGCCAUUACAUCGAUAAUUAAUAAUCGAUACACGGCAGUGGAGGCGCCCAAGCGCGAGGACGCAGCCUUAGCUGCUGGCACAGCCCAUAAAGCAGCUACGCACGGUAAGCCAAUGGAUUUCAGUGGAGCUCAAGCCCAUGCGACGCAGUUUCGUUUGCCGAGUAAUGCCGGCCGUCGUAUAUGCAUACGCAGCUUUGGCUCGGUCGGCCUGCGGACGCCAGAUCUUUCCAGAUGUCGCACGCUCGAGCCCCGAGCUAACCGGCGUUUCACGCCAAUUAAUCGUCGUUGCCAUAUUUUUCUUUCGUCCGAUUUAGCGAUUUUGCCUUGCUUUUUUAGAAUCUGAAUCUAAAUCUACGAAGCAACUCGACUCAAAAAGUUUACGCCUGCCGAUGAACUCGAUAAAAACGGUAUAUUUCGCCGGUCGUUGUACGCGUAAUCGGAUAGAUUAAAUGAACAUCUAAAUGUGUCUGUUAUUAAAUAAUUAUUGUUACAUCAUAGUAAAGGGCCAAGCCCUGCGCUGCUAUAUGUUUUUAUUAAUA